Messenger RNA from Leptonychotes weddellii (Weddell seal), 2495 nucleotides. Lineage: Eukaryota; Metazoa; Chordata; Mammalia; Carnivora; Phocidae. The record is from RefSeq and is a predicted model, not a curated record.
AUGGUGGUGGAUGCCCCUUGGAUGAAGCACUUCAUUCUCACCCAUGACCCAGAGAAAGGCAUCUACCAGUCCCCAUACAUCAUCCCAGGGAUCCAGGCAGUGACUCUGGGAGGCAUCUUUCAGCUGGGGAACUGGAGUGAGGUAAACAACAUCCAGGACCACAACACCAUCUGGGAAGGCUGCUGCAGACUGGAGCCCACCCUGAAGGAUGCAAAAAUUAUUGCUGAAUUGACUGGCCUCCGGCCAGUACGCCCCCAGAUUCGGCUAGAAAGAGAACAGCUUCGCUUUGGAUCUUUAAACACAGAGGUCAUCCACAACUAUGGCCAUGGAGGCUACGGGCUCACCAUCCACUGGGGCUGUGCCUUGGAGGCAGCCAAGCUCUUGGGGAAAAUCCUAGAAGAAAGGGAGUUGCUCAGGAUGCCGCCACCCCACCUCUGAAAACACCACCUCCCCAAGGACUCCCUGCUCCCCUCAGCCAACCAAUCAAUGCACCCCCCUCUAAGCUGUCACUCACUCUCCACUUCCACCCUGGCUCUUUUCUGCAAGAAGCACAAGAUGAGAGGGAAUCCAUAAGGUCCAUUCCUGGAGGCAAGUCUGGCCCUACCUGGGGCUCCCUUUGAUCACUGGGGUCUCUUUACCCACUCUGGGCCUGACAGAAUGAAGAACAGCUGGGGGCUGACUUAUUUUAAGUCCUCAGAAGAAAGGAAAGCUCAGAAAAUCAAAGGGGCAAGCAGAAAAUUGAGGAUAAUUGAGGUUAGGUAACUUGAGGACAAAUUACAUUAACAUAUUAAAGGUUCUGAAAAGUCCUGCAGCAAAGACAUCUAUUUGAUGUUCUCUCAUCCAGUCCUAAACUUAUUUGGCUAUGGAAACCUUUUUGCCCAGAGCACUGACGCCACAGAGUACACUUGAGGGAAGGCUGUGAUAGAUCUUGUUGCAGGAAGUCACAUGCAGAGCUGGACUGUGGGGAGGCCGAACAGGUAAGGCAUUGAACUAACAACAUGAUACCCGUUCCACAUCCAGGAUUCCCAACAGCAUCAGCAACCUGCUAAAUGGCCCCAUGAGCACCAGGUAACCUCUGAGGAGGGGUCGCCAGAGGAAUCAUCCCACAAGGAACCCCUUCAUAGAGAACUGAACUCACCAAGCAUAAUCCUUGUUGGGGCAAACUUAAUGUCUCUCUUCUUUUCUGGCUGGUACCCUCUGAGAUGAAAUGGACUUCUAGAUGUUUUUGAAAGCCUUAAAUGAACCUAGAGGGCACCUUAGCAUCUUUAUCCCUAAUUAUCUGCAUCAGGCUCUGAGGUGGAUUUUGCAUCUGUCUGGGUUUUUGAGAAAGACCAGAGCCUGGAGGAAGCCUUCAUGCAUCUGGGACCCGUGGCACCCUAAGUGCUGUGACGAGGUCUUGACCGGCCCACGCCAUGCCAUCUACAUCCACGCCAUCACUCUCUGCUCCUUCCCAUUCUGUGGCACCUGGUGGGGUCUUCAUGAAGCAUCUGCCAUGAUUUUGGCUGACACUGAGCUAAGUAGAGUGAGGGAGCCAAGAUCUAAGUUAGAGUUCCUAUCCUAAUCAUAAGAAUAAGAAUAAAUUAUUAAUUAUUAUUAUUAUACCUAAAAUUCAUUGCAUUCUAACUGGGCAUCGGUGCUCAACUCUUGCAUGCAUUACUCAUGUAAUGUGUAAUCACACACACCUGCACCCACGAAGUAGAUCUUAUUCCCAUUUCAUAGGUGAGCAAGGUACAGGGAGGGAGUUCUAGUCAACAGCUGGGAGGGGGUAGAAAGGAGAUCCAGGGCCAGGCAUUGGGUGAUUCCAGCACCUCACUUUCAACCAGUGCACAACAUCGAAUCCCAGGCUGGGGGUGGGGUGGGGUGGGUUGGGAAUUCAGCUAUGGAGAAAGCUGUUGAGCAUCUUCCUCAACUAUCUCUGCAGACACUUUAGAAGGAACUAGCUCUCUCCUCCUCAUAGCCUCAUUGGGUCAAGACUAGGGACUCGCACGAGAUUGGGUGGGGGUAUCUCCCUGUGCCUGGAGUGGAACACAGCAUUCAGUUUCUGACCAAAGUGAUGACUUUACCCAACCUAAAAUUCCCCAGGGAGAGCGACCCCUACCUGUUAAGGUUAGGUUGUCAGCAGGAACCCGAUAGAACUUAGAACACAAUGAACUCAGAAAAAUAUACGGGGCCAGGAAGUCCACAUUCACACCCUUCCUGUUCUUUUUGUAAAUGGGAAGAACCUCUUUGCAAUGUGGUUUCCUCUCAAUUCUGCCUAAAAUUCAGAGUAGAAGGAGCACGGGGAAAAUUCCACAACCCACACGGCACUGGAGGAGGUUUAGCAAUGCUUGAUUUCUUCACUUUCCCUUCGCCUAACAUUCCUGCUCCCUCCCUGAAGAUGAUCUGUAACCAAUUUUUCAAUGAAUUCUUGGCAGCUUGAUGAAUUUAGAUAGUAUUAUCUUUCCUCAUUGAAUUGUCUUGGCACUUUUGUCAAAAAUCAAUUGACCAUAAAUAUA